Molecule: messenger RNA, 1899 nt
Organism: Lachancea mirantina
Lineage: Eukaryota; Fungi; Ascomycota; Saccharomycetes; Saccharomycetales; Saccharomycetaceae
Source: the annotation of a GenBank genome assembly
AUGGGUUUACUCAACUCCAGCGACAAAGAAAAAAUAAAAAGAGCGCUUCCCAAGGCCUCCAACAAGAUUAUCGAUGUCGCCGUGGCCAGGCUUUACAUCGCCUACCCAGAUGCCCAGAGCUGGCAAUACACGGGGCUUUCGGGCGCCAUCGUUCUGGUAGACGACAUCGUGGGCCACACGUUUUUCCUGAAAUUGGUCGACAUCCACGGUCACCGCUCCGUUAUUUGGGACCAGGAACUCUACGCAAAUUUCGAAUACCACCAGGAUCGUACUUUCUUCCACACUUUUGAGACGGAAGACUGCUACGCGGGACUUCUUUUCGAAGAUUUGGACGAAGCGUCCCAUUUUCUCAAGAGGGUCCAAAAACGAGAGAAAUACGGGUCCAAAAAGACCAUCACGAAUAAAAAUGCCAUAGCCCUCGCCAAGAAAAUAGAAACAGAAGAACAACAGACCGUUGUACAUGGUCCGAGGGGUGAGUCCCUCAUAGCGGACCAACGCCAAAGGUACAAAUACGAAAAUGCGCCUCCUCCAACCACGAAAAAGGCCCCACCACCUCCGCCUCCGGGCGCCGCCGCUCCAGCAUACUCUCCGUCACCUUUCAAUGCCAACGACGAUUCGUCGUCUUUCAGCGACACCAACUCCGCGUUCACUUCCUUUUCUAACACGCCGGCGCCGGUCGCGCAUGACAGGCCCAAGCAUGAUUUGCCGCCCGCGCCCGCGACUCCCGCUCCGCCUGCAGCGCCAGCUCCUCCUGUUGCGCCCGUCUCUCCAGCCCAGGAUGGCGGCCAUACAAAAUACAGAUUACCUCCUCCUCCUGCACAUUAUGCUACUUCGGAUUCAACUGCGUCGAACCCUGUACCACAGCCUGCCGGAGCUCACAGCAAUAACUCUUUCCCAUUCCCCAUUCCACAGACAAAUCAAACGUCUCAAAAUCCUUUCCCGAUUCCGCUACCUCCCCAAACAUCGGCACCACCGCCAACUUUUCCGCAUCCAUCAAACGCGGGGAAUGCACAGCCGAGAUUUGACAACGGAAGACCCUUGCCUAGCAUUCCACCUAGAAAUCCAGCACCGCUUCCACCACCUCGAAGAGGUGCUGCUCCACCUCCACCACCACGCAGGAGCACAACGCGUGGCCCUCCAGUAGCGCCUCCCAUUAUGACUCACACUACGGGUCGCCCAGGCCCACCACCUCCUCCAAGGCGAGGCGCCGCUCCGCCACCGCCACCACGGUCAUCGAGACCGUCCGUACCUCAAAGAUCGGUACCUCAACCACCACCUGCUCCGAAUGCCCAUCCUGCAUUAAAUCCAAUGGCGCCAGCCAUGCCCAACGGUUCCCAGGCAAUUCCACCACCUCCACCUCCUCCUCAUCCUCAUACCUCGUUCCCACAAAACGAUGUCCCAUCGGCGUUUGCAUCUCCACCACCGACAAGUUUCUCAAUGCCUCCUCCAAUGGCAACUGGAAAUGCUGCUCCUCCACCGCCUCCACCACCUCUUGCUGCGGUAGCACCUGCGAGUUCCACCGCUGCGGCACCUCCGCCUCCUCCACCGUUCUUGGCCGUACCGCAGAGCGCUACUUCGCCCGCUCAGGCAACGGGCGGUAGAUCGUCGGAAGCAACCGGAGACGCGGGACGGGACGCUUUACUGGCAUCAAUCAGGGGAGCCGGUGGAAUAACGUCAUUGCGCAAAGUUGAUAAAAGUCAACUGGACAAGCCCUCGGCAUUACUACAAGAGGCGAGAGGAGAACCAUCCACCACAUCCUCGUCCAGUGCACCUCCUGCUGUAAACGGCGCAGGUGGAGCCGGAGGAUCUCUCGCAGAUGCUCUAGCCGCGGCUUUGAAUCAAAGAAAAAGCAAAGUUGCCCAAGGCGGCGAUGAUUAUGAUAAUGGGGACGACUGGUAA